UAAUGUCAACAUUCCAAAGGAGGCCAGAGCCCCAGAAUCGGGGUCUAGGAUGCCAGAGAAAGGAUGGAGAGGUAUGCCCAUGAAUCCUGGGAUUUUGUACAAGGGCAAAGGCUAAGGAGCAGGAAAUAAAGUGUGAAAUUCUAUCAACACUGUUGACUCUGGACACCAUCCUAAGAAUGUCCCACUUCACUAGUUGGAAGGUCUCCCAAGUAAGCAAAAGCUUGACGCCAUAUGACAAUGUCAGAGUCCCCCACGAGAGGAAGGAGGAGGGCCUGCCUGCACACCAGCCCUUGCCUGAUGGGCAGACGCGGCCGAGGGGGGAAGGUGUCCAGAUCGCUAAGGACACAGCUGAUGACGAGGCUACCAGGGAAGGCCCGCCUCUCGGCAAAACAGAACCGCGGAAAGACGCCAAGGACUGGAAGCUGCCGAUCCCGCUGGGACCCGUUUAUCCACCGUUAAUCUCGAGUCUGAGCACCACCAAAGCUGUGGGGCGAAGCUGGGACUUGACUCCUCUGAUGGCAAAGAGCUUACGAAUACCUGACGUGCCUGUGGCCUGUGUGCCCCCGCAGGGCCCCUUCUGGCACUCUGUGGACACGAAGGCAGAGAAGAGACUGGCCGGUCGGAAGGAGCGCCGCAGCCGCUUUGGGGACGUCAAUGCGCACAAACGCCACCAGCUUGGGCAGAUCUUCAGCCCCUUCCAGGCCCUCGCCACCACGAAAUGCGUUAGUCAGCGGCGGCUGCAAAAAUGCCGCGUAACAAACUACUGUAAAAUUUGCCGGCUUUUACCAUCGCAACCGUCUAUGUUUCUUACCUGCUGGCCUGCAGAGAAAGUGGCUCGUUCCUCUUCUGUUGAUCGCAAGUUCGCAGGGUAGGAGGGAGUAAAGAACUGAGAGCAGUGAUCCUAUCUACCACAAGAGAUGAACUGUAGCCUACCUAAAGGUCGGUAACCUGAGGUUUGGGGAAGUUCCGAAGGCAAGUGGUUAUAGGUGUGGUGUUCUGAAAUAAGAGGAGAGAGAGGGCUCUGGGAAAGGGAAGUUUCUGUGAUAAAGGAAGAAGGU
Neofelis nebulosa (Clouded leopard) is the source of this 1058-nucleotide messenger RNA. RefSeq lists its product as uncharacterized. NCBI's taxonomy places the organism in Eukaryota, Metazoa, Chordata, Mammalia, Carnivora, Felidae. The transcript is spliced from 5 exons. The record is from RefSeq and is a predicted model, not a curated record. The coding region runs from base 177 to 872 and encodes 231 amino acids.